CAUAUUGUCUCUGAUACAGCAGAAAUCUCAUAUCAGAACAGGCGUACCGGCGACGGUUCGAAAUUUGGCCGUUGGGACUGACACCCGAUUUUCUGGGGAAGCGUUUCGUUCGUCUCAUUGAUCACGGGGCAACAACCACGUGCCCCUGGUGCCCCUCCCUUGUCCUCAAAGAACCCCCCCCCACCCCCAUCCCCAACUCCCCAUACCCUCACCCCCUUUGAAUCAAAACCCUCACCCCGAACCUUUCCUUCUACCCCUCCCUUCCUGAGCCCUCUGCUGCAGAGAGAGCUCACCACCCACUCUUCCAAGCUGUCGGACAUGUCGGGACCUGUGCCGAGCCGGGCCAGGGUGUACAAUGAGGUCAACACUCACCGACCGAGGGAGUACUGGGACUAUGAAUCCCAUGUCGUGGAAUGGGGUAACCAAGAUGACUUUCAGCUUGUGCGAAAGCUAGGGCGUGGCAAAUACAGUGAAGUCUUUGAGGCCAUCAACAUCACCAAUAAUGAAAAGAUUGUAGUCAAGAUCCUCAAGCCUGUGAAGAAAAAGAAAAUAAAACGUGAGAUUAAGAUUUUGGAGAAUCUACGAGGAGGACCAAAUAUCAUCUCCCUUAUAGACAUCGUGAAAGACCCUGUGUCUCGUACACCUGCUUUGGUCUUUGAACAUGUUAACAACACUGACUUUAAGCAAUUGUACCAAACUUUGACAGACUAUGACAUCCGGUUCUACAUGUAUGAGAUCCUUAAGGCUCUGGACUAUUGUCACAGUAUGGGAGUCAUGCAUAGAGAUGUGAAGCCACAUAAUGUGAUGAUUGAUCAUGAACACCGCAAGUUACGUCUUAUUGACUGGGGCCUGGCUGAAUUUUACCACCCAGGACAGGAGUACAACGUCAGAGUCGCCUCACGCUAUUUUAAAGGACCAGAGCUCUUGGUGGACUAUCAGAUGUAUGACUACAGUCUGGAUAUGUGGAGCUUGGGGUGUAUGCUGGCAAGCAUGAUCUUCAGGAAAGAGCCUUUCUUCCAUGGCCAUGACAACUAUGACCAGCUGGUCAGAAUAGCCAAGGUUUUGGGAACAGAAGAUCUAUAUGACUACGUUGACAAGUACAACAUUGAGCUCGAACCUCGCUUCAAUGAUAUACUUGGAAGGCAUUCUCGGAAGCGGUGGGAACGCUUUGUCCACAGCGAAAACCAGCAUCUGGUCAGCCCAGAAGCUCUGGAUUUCCUUGAUAAACUGUUGCGGUACGAUCACCAAGCCCGUCUAACUGCUCGUGAGGCCAUGGAUCACCCCUACUUCUUCCCGGUUGUUAAGGACCAGUCUCGUGGUGGAGUUGGAGUCGCCAACAUACCCACUGGGAACCCAGUUGUUAGCACAGCCAGCAUUAUCACUGGUAUCUCUGCCUUGCCAGCUUCGACUGCCCUUGGUCCACUCACUGGCUCGCCUGUGCUGUCUGCCACCACCAAUGCUCUGAGCUCUCCACUGCCCACUGCUGCCGGAGCCCCUCAGUGACCCCCUCAUCAAAUCCCGAUGGAGACAGGUGCAACUCUACCAGCUCUCUACAUCUUAAGUCUGCGUGGCUAAGCCUCAUCAAAACCUUAUGAUUUUUGUUCUUCCUUGUCUCCUCCUCCUAUCAGUUUAACAUGCUCACGUGACAUACGAAAUGACUGUCCCGUGUAGAUAAAACACACUGAUAUUCAUUUCUCUAAAUGCAGCAAUGCAUUCAAGGGGGAAACAGUGUAAUCCAUAUUUGUUACGUUUUUUUGUUAGAAUUAUGUUGUACUUUAAGAAGUACGUUGGCAGAAGGCAAACAAGAGAUAUUUGCCCUCAGGACCAAUAGGAGCACAUCUUGAUUAAACUUGUUUCGCUUCCAGAAACUCUGAACACAUUGUGUGUCUGGUGCUGUUUUGUGCUCCAGAUGCAUGACACUACUGUCUGAUUAGUAUUUCAAAAACGUCCAGCCAUACCAGCCAAAACAUCGAGACCAAACCAUCCUCGGAAACAAGACACUCUCACACUCUUCUGGCCCGCUGGAUGCGGCCCAGUAGAUGAGUAAUUGAUUUCUUGAGAAAUGCUGCUUUGUAGUUCCUUGAAAUACUUCAAGACCUAACCAAAGUUUUAAUCUCAUUAAUUGGAAAGAAUAGUGGAACAAACCAGGUUUGCUCCCAAUAGAUAAAGGUGUUUAAAAACUGGGGUUGUUUUUUUCUUCAUGCAAAUCAUUUGCUCAUUACCUGUGGAGAGA
Messenger RNA from Hippocampus comes (tiger tail seahorse), 2233 nucleotides. RefSeq names its product casein kinase II subunit alpha. Gene Ontology annotation, biological process: peptidyl-serine phosphorylation; peptidyl-threonine phosphorylation; regulation of cell cycle. The record is from RefSeq and is a predicted model, not a curated record. Gene Ontology annotation, cellular component: protein kinase CK2 complex; cytosol; nucleus. NCBI's taxonomy places the organism in Eukaryota, Metazoa, Chordata, Actinopteri, Syngnathiformes, Syngnathidae. Gene Ontology annotation, molecular function: ATP binding; protein serine/threonine kinase activity. Bases 319 to 1503 code for a protein of 394 amino acids. The transcript has 13 exons.